AUGGCGGCGCCGCGGAGGAGCGGGCCGCGGCUCGCGGCCGUCCUCGCGCUGCUGCUGCAUCUCGCGGCGGUGAUCGAGGGGAAGAGCUUCUACGACGUGCUGCAAGUCCCCAAGGGCGCGUCGGAGGAUCAGAUCAAGAGGUCGUACCGCAAGCUCGCGCUCAAGUACCACCCCGACAAGAACCCCGACAAUGAGGAGGCCACCAAGCGAUUCGCCGAGAUCAAUAAUGCGUAUGAGGUCUUGACGGAUCAGGAGAAGAGGAAGAUCUAUGACCGGUAUGGUGAGGAGGGGCUGAAGCAGUUCCAAGGCGGGAGAGGAGGAGGCGGUGGUGGGAUGAACAUGCAGGACAUCUUCAGCAGCUUUUUCGGAGGAGGUGGUGGUGGUAUGGAAGAGGAGGAAGAACAGAUCAUAAAAGGUGAUGAUGUGAUUGUUGAACUGGAUGCUUCACUAGAGGACCUGUACAUGGGUGGUUCAUUAAAGGUUUGGAGAGAAAAAAACAUCAUAAAACCAGCACCAGGAAAGAGACGAUGCAACUGCAGGAAUGAAGUUUACCACCGUCAAAUUGGUCCUGGAAUGUAUCAACAAAUGACCGAGCAGGUCUGCGACCAGUGUCCAAAUGUUAAGUAUGUACGAGAAGGUGACUUUUUAACUGUUGAUAUUGAGAAGGGUAUGCAAGAUGGACAGGAGGUUUCAUUUUUCGAGGAAGGAGAGCCUAAGAUUGAUGGAGAACCUGGAGACUUGAAGUUCAAGAUUCGGACAGCACCACAUGACCGCUUCAGAAGAGAAGGCAAUGACCUGCAUGCAACAGUUACAAUCUCCCUGCUCCAAGCUCUGGUUGGAUUUGAGAAGAACCUCAAGCAUCUUGACAACCAUCUUGUCCAAAUCGGCUCCCAGGGUGUCACUAAGCCCAAGGAGGUAAGGAAAUUCAAAGGAGAGGGCAUGCCAUUGCACCAAAGCAACAAGAAAGGCGAUCUGUAUGUGACGUUUGAGGUGUUGUUCCCGAAAACCCUGACAGACGACCAGAAGGCCAAGCUGAAGGACGUUCUUGCAUAA
Triticum turgidum subsp. durum (durum wheat) is the source of this 1053-nucleotide messenger RNA. The record is from the annotation of a GenBank genome assembly. NCBI's taxonomy places the organism in Eukaryota, Viridiplantae, Streptophyta, Magnoliopsida, Poales, Poaceae.